Molecule: messenger RNA, 4868 nt
Organism: Amphibalanus amphitrite
Lineage: Eukaryota; Metazoa; Arthropoda; Thecostraca; Balanomorpha; Balanidae
Exons: 9
Coding region: 299-2776 (825 amino acids)
Source: RefSeq, a predicted model, not a curated record
GCCAACUUCCGUUACAUAGUUGAGUUAGGAGUUUGAGUUUUGAACUAGCGAGUUGCUUGCAUUGCAUGAGAAAAAGAAAGAGGCGGAGAGAGGACGCGGGUAUUUAGCACGGCAAAUGCCAAGGUCCUCGUUGAUAAUGAGGAUGUUGAAGUGUUUUAGCAAAUAAAUGUUAAACUUACAAAGAGAUACAAUUCUACUGACUUUCAAAAGUUUCAGAAGCAAUGGAGAAGCGGGAGAAUUGCUGCCCUUAGCUUGAGACUGAGGCGAGUGAGCGGCGGCGCUUCGGGACGAGGUGACUAUGGCAGGCCUGGGGGAGGCGGUGGACGGCGGCGAGCAGCCGUUCAUGGUCUCCUCGUUGCCGCUGGUGUUCUGCGACGGACAUCCCGUGGCGCUCGAGAACAUGCCGGACCGGAGCCUGGUAAAGUUUGUGCGCUUCCUGCUGAAGUGCGCGCUGGGCGUGGAUGAACACCGGCUGCGCACGGUGCGGCGGCCCUCCUGGUGGCCGCGCACCGUGCCUUACUUCAACCUCAAGGCCAGCAACGAGGUCAAUAAGGGCCACGCGGAGCGGCUGCGCGAGCUGGUACGCUGCUGCUACCGCGGCGCCGACUGCGAGUACCUGAUGCGCUUCUGUGCCGACCUCGAGCCGCACUGCGUCAACGGCAGGAUGGCCUUCAAGAACAACUUCGACGGUAGCUCGUCUCUGUACGAGCUGGCCACCAACCGGCUGGUGGUCACGUGCCGAAACGAAAACCUUGAGUACGACCGUCCGAAGAGCGGGCCGCUGUCGCCUCGUCGGCACCUGCUGCCGCGCCAGCUGUCGCGCAGCGCCAGUCAGCAGCUGGCCAUGGUGCAGCCGCCGCCGGAUGACAUCUUCCUGUGCGACACGUGCAGCGCAGAGUUCAGCUCGGUGGACGCCGUUCAGGCCCACGAGCGGCAGUGCGGCGUUCCGGCCGCCGAAGAGGGCCCGCCGUCCGAUACGGAGUCGGUCACUUCUGAGCCGGAGGUGCAGUGCGCCAGCCAGAGUCGCUUCCUCAGCUACGUGGGACUGGCGCCCGCCGACGGCUCUGGCAAGGAGCCGUACUCGUCGCCAACCAAGCGGGGCGGCGGCGGCGCCGCUGCGUUGGCCCGGUUACGCCGCGGUCCCAGCCUGUUACUCCGCUAUCAGACGAUAGACGUCAGCUCCCCACUGGGCCGGAGACUGGGCGCCGGGCAGCCGCCGUCCGACCAGCACCCGCCCGAACAUGAAAAGUACUGUGAAGACAGCGAGCGCAAACGCUUGGCGCGGCAGCCUUCGUUCCCCGUCUCGUGGCGUCCGCCGCGGAAGGGGCGGCACAUUGUGUACGGCUGGAGUCACCUCUACUGCUUCACGGCCGCACAGCGCGCCGAAAGGCGACGCACCAUCCGCGCCGGUCUGACGGACCAGGCUCGCCGGCUAGUCCAGACCGUGCUCCCCUGCUCAGUAAGACUCACCCGGCUCACCGCGGAGGAGAUCAAGGAGGCGACCCGCCCGAGACCGGCGCCCGUCCAGCCGCUCUGGAGGCCGCCAGCCUCCGUGCGCGGUACACUAUGGCGACCUGGCCAGACACUCGUCAGCCCCGACCCGUACCGCGUGGCCGAUCGGAGCGGUGCCCGGUACGCCACUUCGGCACUCGCCGCCGCCGCCGCCGCGGCAGCCGCAGCCUCGACAUCAGGUGCAGUGGAUCCUCGUGCGGUCUCCGGCAGUGCGAGAGCCCUCAGAACCUUUCGGUCGCCUCGCACGGGACUCCCGGCUGGCAUGACGCGUCCCAGGACAGCGCGAGCAGAGACCACGCCCUUGUCGCUACCUUCUGGCCUCUCCAUCAAGUGUAUCACCCCGCAGAACGUGGCGCCCAAGCCCCAGAUCAAAGUGGCCACAACACCUUCCACUCGGGGGGCCGUGUGGCGGCCGACUCUGGUAGGUACUGGCGGGAAGGUCAUCAAGCCGGCGCUGGUAGGCGCUAGCGUCGUUCUCACGCCGCCAUUGGCUCGUGGACGCAGCCAGGUACGGUACCCGACGGUCAGAGGUCGUCCUCAGAGUGGCGGAGUCAAGGCGCUACGGAAGCCCGUGCCAAGCAAGCCGCUCAUUGGGAAGGAGCUGAAAGAUAAGGAGACUGUCGUGAUCGACCUGUGUUCGAGCAGCGACGAGGAAGGCGACCCACCGCCCGCCGCUCCGCCGCCGCUGCCGCCACCACCGCGGAUCAAAGUGGAGACCACCGCCUCGCAGGCUGCCACGUCAACCAACGGUUCUAGUUGGCAGUCAAAAAACGCGCAUAGCCAUUGGUCGCGGAGCUGCGGGGGCUUGGCCAAUGGUGUCAGCAGCUUUGCCUCGCUCGACGCUGGACACGAUGGCGGUUUGUCGGAUGGACGGCUGACUACAGCGGAAGACACCACGGCCGCGCUCUCUUUAACGCUGAGCCCAACUGUGGCCUGGACUUGUGGAGACCAAGACUGUGGAGCUAUUGGCGCCAAGCGCUAUCAGACAGUGUCAGUCGAUGAAGGCGAUACCUGCUGUGAUGCUGGGUCGGUGCUUCAGUCGUCGCAGAUCAGUCCCAUGGCGUCAGCGAGAGACCCACGGGAGAAGCUUCCGCUGUCUUCGACCGAAGAUCCGCCCGUCUCCUAUUCCCGGAGAACCGACGACGUCAUGGCGGUUUCCGCCAAAGAGCUUCGAGCAGCAUCAGAUCAUGGCUGUGAGGGAGACGCCUUCAAGGUAGACUUCGAUGCGCGCUGGUUCUGGACCUUGGCGAGCCGCGCCGCCUAGCAUCGGCAAAUGCCAACGCCUCGGGUUUCCCCAAGAUCUCAUGAUGCCGUUGGGCUGGGCGAGACAACCAUCAACCACCAAGCCGACGGCUACGAGGCAGCAGCUAUCCAAUCAUCGGGAUUAUAUUGAAAGUGAGCUGGGCGAAAAGAGACAGAUCGUGUGAAGCCUUACCCUCUGUGAAAGGAGAGCCUAGCCAAGCUGCGAAUGCUGGUGGCACUUCUUGAUGGGUUGAGCAAACGAAUGCACAUUGGAUCCCUGAUACCGUGUCGCUGUUGGAAAGCGCAAUGAGUGAUCCCCAGCGCCUAGAGAAGGUGAUGCGAGUGUGACCAGCUUGGCGAUGUGUCCAGCUUCGGAGACGCUUGGUUGGUUGCAGUGCAAGAGUUUGAUUCUGCGCCCCCACUAGCUCUCGUCCAUUGUAACUAAGUUGUAGGUCAUGUGUAAACUUAGCCCUGCUGAAAGCCUUUUCAAAUUUUGUUCUGCGGUUUUUCGCAAUCAAAAACACUAUUUUUGUCAACUGCGAAGUGUUGGUAUGACUGAACGCAUACUAGCCCUGGAAAGCAAGCUUGCAGACUGAACGGUGGUGUGUGUCGGAUGGCGGCUGGACUGUCACCAUGAACAUUAAGUGUCUGGUGUCAAGAGCAGACGCUUGUACUGAGCACUGACCCAAGUCACAACGUUCGCUGUCUUCGUGACACAGAAUCAGUCGAGGGCCAGCUUGCCUGGCUGCGAUUGGUUCCUUUCCUUGAAUGGCAUUGCAGAAGAUCAUUAUCAUAAUCACCUUGCGAGUAGCCGGUAUUCGCCAAAUAUGUCGUUCACCUUGAGAGAAGCAGCUGUGUAGCCGUCACCUUUCUUUCAACACACAAGCAACUCUAGGCACUGUUUAUUGUUUUCGUUUGACAGAGAAGGAUGGGUAGCACUGAGCUGAUUACCGUUUUUGUCACUGAUGUUUGCUGGUCGCACACCUUGCCUCAUUUUCACUAUUUAUUUUAGUUAGUUCACUAGCAGGAAAGCUUUUCUCGAAUAAUGUCCUCGGUUUUCGAUUGAUGUUUUCAUGGGAUACUGGUACGGCUGUGUUGUGGUUAAACCAAGCUGAAAACACCCCACUCUUACAUCUAUUUAUGUGGUUAUCUGUUUCCUCGUUUCAGCCCUGUAUAUAUCGCAUGCGUUUGCAUACGGAUUACGGAGUAUCAGUACACUUGCGAUCCAGUAAGGUGCUGUCCGGUUAUGCUCGGUGCUAUGCUGGUCUACAGAUCAAGCGGCUAUGGGCUUAGUUUGUCACUAGAUGUGCCCUUAACCGAUGACUUCAUUUUGCACAGAAAGACGCCAUGCCGUUACUUUGGCUUACAAUCCUUUGGUAUUGAACUGGGAUUUAGCAUACUCUUUCAUGGCCAGCGUUGCUUUCGUUUCUGAAAGGCCAUACACGCAAAUUACGUCUCACCAGUGUAAAGUUUUUUUUUUCCAUUUCUAACAUAGAAAUAUAUUUUACAGACUGAGUUUUUACAGUUCUAACAGCAUGGAAGAAAUCGUAAUUCACUCUACCAUGCAUGGUGAAAUCGUAUUUGAUCAUCCGUUCCGUCACGACAAAAUGUGGCAUAAAAUGAUUGAUUGGUAUGAUGAUCGGAAUAAGCUACACUAGGAGGAGUAAACUAGGACAUUUGGCACUUUAGGAACGUUACCAGCGUCUGAUAGAUUCGUCGGCCAUUUUAUGACGGAUAUCCGAAACAGACAUUAUGCUGCAGCAUGUCCAAUAGGAUAACCAAGAAACCCCAGUGUGUGGAUGGUUUGGCUCAUCCCGUGUCCGUGUGUAGUUAAUUGCUGAGUUUAUUUUCGCCCACUUACUACAAGUGUACCUUUCGCCUUGAACCCUCAGUCGCUGAACGCCUGAACGCUGAACGCAUUCAUUUGGUCUGCUGUCAAGAUGGCGGGGCUGUGGUCUGUGCAGUUGGGGCCGAGGCCCGACCGAGUAUUGGUCUUUGAUUAGUGUCGCUAGAUCUGUUCAGGCCAAUGAGCUGGUCCGGUGACGUGGUCAUUUAAUGUACAUUGAUGUAUGAUGUCUCGUUCGAAAUCGCCAAUAAAUGUCUGCCCCAUAUAA